Paramisgurnus dabryanus is the source of this 2078-nucleotide messenger RNA. It is a transcript of the gene hars, whose product is annotated as histidyl-tRNA synthetase. The record is from RefSeq and is a predicted model, not a curated record. Lineage: Eukaryota; Metazoa; Chordata; Actinopteri; Cypriniformes; Cobitidae. Gene Ontology annotation, cellular component: mitochondrion; cytosol; cytoplasm. Gene Ontology annotation, biological process: mitochondrial translation; histidyl-tRNA aminoacylation. Gene Ontology annotation, molecular function: identical protein binding; ATP binding; histidine-tRNA ligase activity.
GUUUGCGACACCGGUAGUUUCAAUCGCAGGAGCACCAUGGCUGACAAAGCAGAGAUCCAGGAGGCGAUUAAAACACAAGGAGAGGUCGUCAGAAAACUGAAAUCGGAGAAAGCGAGUAAAGAUCAGUGACAGGGUUGCUCACCAAUUUUCUCCUGUUCUUCCUGCUUGUUGCCACGGAUACCACCAUCAUCCUCAUCCUUCACAUCGCUUCACCUCACACCUGGACUGUCGCUGCUGUCCGUGGGAUAUGAUUGGAUGAUUCUGCUGUGAUCCCGUGGAUGACUCUUUGUGAUUGCGUUAUUGCUGACUGUGUGAAUUCUGGUGCUGGUGUUGGGUUUGGACUCUGAUUGCAUAAUGAACACUUUGGGGUUGAUCUCCAUGCGCAUGUGUGCUGGACUGAUGGGCCGUCGGACCAUCAUGCAUCUGCGUUCUAUACGCCGCUCUUCUGGAAUGACUUUAUCACAGAUUGAUGAAGAAGUUGCCAAACUGUUGGCGCUUAAAGCUCAGCUGGGUGGAGAUGAGGGCAAACACACAUUUGUUCUCAAAACAGCCAAGGGGACCAGGGACUACAACCCCAAGCAGAUGGCUAUAAGAGAGAAGGUUUUCAACAUCAUCAUCAACUGCUUUAAACGUCAUGGUGCUGAAACCAUUGAUACUCCCGUCUUUGAGCUGAAGGAAACUUUAACAGGAAAGUACGGAGAGGACUCCAAACUUAUCUAUGAUCUAAAGGACCAGGGUGGGGAACUUCUUUCCUUGAGAUAUGACCUUACUGUCCCGUUCGCUCGCUACCUUGCAAUGAACAAGAUCACCAAUAUCAAACGCUACCACAUCGCCAAAGUGUACCGUAGAGACAACCCAGCCAUGACCCGUGGCAGAUACAGGGAGUUUUACCAAUGUGAUUUCGACAUUGCGGGUCAGUAUGACGCGAUGAUCCCUGACGCAGAGUGUCUUAAGAUCGUCUACGAGAUCCUGAGCGAAUUAGAUCUGGGAGAUUUUCGCAUCAAGGUGAACGACAGGCGCAUUCUAGACGGGAUGUUCGCUGUGUGUGGUGUUCCCGACGAGAAGUUUCGGACGAUCUGCUCCACGGUGGACAAACUGGACAAGAUGGCCUGGGAGGAUGUAAAAAACGAGAUGGUAAACGAGAAGGGUCUUUCGGAAGAUGCAGCCGAUCAGAUCGGGGGUUACGUCAGCAUGCAAGGUGGGAAGGAUCUGGCUGAGCGACUGCUUCAGGAUCCCAAACUUUCCAAGAGCAAACAGGCCUGCGCUGGGCUUACAGAUAUGAAGCAGCUCUUCAGCUACCUCGAGCUCUUUCAGGUCACAGACAAGGUUGUGUUUGAUCUGAGUCUCGCUCGAGGUCUGGAUUAUUACACUGGUGUGAUUUAUGAGGCGGUUCUGUCCCAGACGGUACCAGCGUCAGCAUCCACGGGCGCAGAGCAGAACGGGGCGGCGGCGGGCGAUGAGGCGGGCGUUAGCGUCGGCAGCGUGGCAGGUGGGGGGCGAUACGACGGUCUGGUGGGCAUGUUCGACCCCAAAGGCAGAAAAGUGCCAUGUGUGGGUGUAAGCAUUGGAAUCGAGAGAAUCUUCUCCAUCAUGGAGCAGAAGGCUGAGGCGUCUUCAGAGAAAGUGCGUACCACAGAAACGCAAGUGUUGGUGGCUUCAGCGCAGAAGAAUCUUCUAGAAGAACGACUCAAACUGACCACCGAGCUUUGGAAUGCCGGAAUAAAGGCUGAAGUUUUAUAUAAGAAAAACCCAAAACUCUUGAGUCAGCUACAACACUGUGAGGAAACUGGAAUUCCACUAGUUGCUAUUUUAGGAGAGCAGGAACUCAAAGACGGAGUCGUCAAACUGCGCAAUGUCGCCAGCCGAGAAGAGGUGGAUGUGCCCAGACUAAAUCUGGUUGAUGAGAUCAAAAAACGGACCUUGUAAUCUUGGAAAUGGUCACAAAGGAGGAUGGACCUGUUUACCACACACCAGUUGUUUAACAUGUAUCUAUAUAGAGAGGUCGUAUUCAACUUUGCCUGUUCCUUAAAAAUGUGCUCGUCUUACAUCAGAUCUCUCAAUAAAUAAGUUAAAACGUC